CAUAUUUCAUCCCAAUCCCUCAGUAUGAGACAUUUUAUCUAUACUGCUUAAAAGGAUGUCCUGAAGUCAGAUUUUUGUGCCAGUCUACACUGUAGAAGACCACCUAGGAAAGUGCAUAUUCUUUUUACUGUAUCAGUACUCUAGAACCAUCUAAUUAGUUCCUAGUGUUGAGACUUCAUUUCUGCAAGUAAACAUGGCUACCAUAACCCAGAACCUGUUUUUCCUGCUACUCUUUAUUCAACCUGAGAUAGGUCUUUCCACUCAUCAUCAAUGGGUUUCUAAGGACUUACCUUGUAAAAUAAAAGCAAAACAGAACAGCUCCUCGGUUCUCCUGAAUUGCAGUAAACAAAAGCUGAGAGCAGUCCCUCAGGAAAUAUAUGCAAAUGUUACUGGAUUGAUAUUGUCUUUCAACUGGGUUGAAGAGCUUUCUAAAAAGGAUUUUCACAACUUUAAGGACCUUACAUUUUUUCAAUUAAACUGGAAUUGGCACGUUAACCCAAAAGAAUCUAUUUUUGAUUUGUCUCCAAAAGCUUUACAAAUAGCAGAUGCAACUUUUUCAAACUUAAGACACUUAAAGGAAUUACAACUUAAUGGCAAUCAGCUAACCAAAGUGCCAGCAGGGAUUUCAUCUAGCAUAACUUCACUAAGUCUAAAGACCAAUAAAAUUGUUACUAUUGGGAAGAAUACUUUCAAAGAACUCACAAGACUGAAGGAACUAUAUUUGGAUGAGAACUGUUAUAUUGGUAAUGCCUGUGAAACACCUUUCAUGUUGGAAGAUGGGGCUUUUUCAGUCCUCACCAGUUUGACUGUUCUGUCACUUUCCUAUAAUAACUUGACCUGGGUGCCUCCCAAACUGCCUGUGUCCCUACAAGAACUUUAUUUGAGUCAUAACAAAAUAAAGAAUGUUGGUCGAGAUGAUUUUAAGAAACUAGUUCAUCUAAAAGUUCUUGAUUUAAGUGGCAACUGUCCAAAAUGCUUCAAUACACCUUUUCCAUGUGAACCGUGCACUGGAAACUCUUCCAUUCAAAUACAUCCUUUGGCUUUCCAAAAUCUUAAAAAAUUAAAGACUUUGGUUCUAUCCAGCAUGUCACUCACGAGCGUACCUGCUCUUUGGUUUCAGAACAUGCCAGAGCUAGAGGUGCUGCACCUUGCAUCUAACUUCUUACAGAAAGAAAUUGCUACUGGAGAGUUCUUUCAGAAUUUAUCUUCUUUAGAGGAACUUGACCUAUCUUUCAACUACCAGAAACAAACAUACACAAGGUAUCUAACCCUGUCACCAAACUUUUCUUUACUAGUAUCUCUAAAACGAUUAUAUAUCAAAGGUUAUAUUUUCAAAGAAUUAGAUACACUGCACUUGAAACCUCUCUUUGCUCUGAGACAGCUAACUGUCCUUGACCUUGGGCUAAAUUUUAUUAAAAGAGUUGAUUUGUCUGUUUUCCAGAAUUUUUGCAACCUCACAGAAAUAUAUUUGAAAGAAAACAAAAUAUUCCCACAAGCAACAGAAAAGAGUGGUUUUUUAAAACCAUUUGAGAAAGAGGACAAUCCUCCUAUCAUAUAUUCUGAUAAUAUAAAGCAAUCAUCUUACUUCCUUAAACAGCUUUGUACCUCAUAUGGGAAAGCCUUGGAUUUGAGUUUAAACAAUAUCUUCUUCAUUAACCCAAAUCAGUUUAAGGGCUUUGGGGAUAUUGCUUGUUUGAAUUUGUCUUCAAAUGGCCUUGGCCAAGCUUUCAAUGGCACUGAAUUAAUCUAUUUACCUAAUCUCAAAUAUUUAGAUCUCUCAUUUAAUAAAUUGGAUUUGACUAGUUACUCUGCAUUUAAAGAAUUACCUAACCUUGAAGUAUUAGAUCUUAGCUACAACAAGCACUAUUUUCUAGUGACAGGUUUUGCACAUCAACUACUAUUUAUUGAAAACCUUCCUAAUUUAAAAAUUUUAAAUUUAAGCUGGAAUGACAUUUCUGCACUAACAAAAUUUGAACUAAGGAGUGACUCCCUUCAAAAACUAGACUUCAAAGGAAACCGUCUUGGUCUCUUAUGGAAAAAUGGAGAAAUGAAUUACAUACAUUUAUUUAAGCAUUUAAAAAAGCUGACCCAUCUUGAUAUCUCAUACAACGGACUUCGAAAUAUCCUUUCUAAGGCUUUCCAAAAUCUGCCUCACAGCUUAACCGAAUUGUAUAUAAACAACAACAAACUACAUACCCUCAGCUGGGAAACUCUUAGCUACUUUAAGUCUUUGAAGUUGCUUGACUUAAGUCAGAACAAAUUCAAGGCUGUUGAUAUCCAGUACAACUAUACACAGUCCCUCCAGACUCUGCUGCUACGGAAUAACAAGAUUUCCAGGAUUGACUUUGUGUUGCCUGAGAAUGUCAGCAACCACCUGUAUCUGGAUUUGAGUUACAACCAAUUGCAGGUGUUAAAUCAGUCAACUCUCUUGUCAGGAGUUAUGCAACACUUGAAGGUUUUAAAAUUAAAAGGGAAUCCAUUUGACUGCACCUGCAAGAACAGUAACUUCAUAAGGUGGAUUCAGAAAACCAAAACUCCAAUCUCACAAGUAGGAAGAAAUGUCAUUUGCAUGAUCCCUGAGGACCAAAGACAGCAUAGUGUUCUCUUGAUUGACCUGCAUGCUUGCAUUCUGGAUAGUGUAGCAGUAAUAUUAUUUUAUAUAUCUUUCCUCACUGUUAUUAGCAUUAUGAUGACAGCAGUUACCAAACACUUAUAUUAUUGGGAUAUCUGGUAUGCUUAUCAUUCUUGUAUGGCAAAAAUAAAGGGCUAUAAGUCUACAGCCAUAGACAAAACUCUCUAUGACGCUUACAUAGCCUAUGACACUCAGGAUACAUCAGUAACUGACUGGGUAAUGAAUGAACUACGGUUUCAUCUAGAGGAAAAUGGCAACAAGCACGUUCUGCUUUGCUUGGAGGAAAGAGACUGGGAGCCGGGAAGGGCUGUCAUUGACAACCUCGCACAGAGCAUCCAUCUCAGCAAGAAGACAGUAUUUGUUCUAACUGAACGAUAUGUGAAAAAUGGGAACUUCAAAACUGCUUUUUAUAUAGCUCUGCAGAGACUAAUGGAUGAGAAUAUGGAUGUGAUUGUCUUUAUUCUACUGGAGCCGGUGUUACAGCAUUCCCAGUACCUGAGGCUGAGGCAGAGGAUCUGCAAGAGCUCUAUUCUUGACUGGCCUAAGAAUCCACAUGCUGAAGGCCUAUUCUGGCAAAGAUUAAAAAAUGUAGUGCUCACUGAUAACAGCACACGAGAUGAUGGGGUGUACAGCAUUUAGAGAGCAGUUAUAACAGCUUCUUCGGUUCUCGAAAAGUAACUCAUGAUUUUUCAGUUCCUCAGUGUUUGAGUGCCAAAUUUUAAAGGGCUUAAAAGAGUCCUAAUUUUCAGAGGUCAGAAGUGUUCAGCAUUUUCUGAAAAUCAGACUGCUCUAUAGCAUCCCUUGCCAGACAACCAACAUCACUGGUCACCGUUGAAAUCUUAGGCUGGUUUUCUGAAAGUUUUAUGUGGUGUCUUUAUGGUAAGCAUUAGGGUUGCCAAACAUCUGGUUUUCAACUGAAAGGCCUGGUCGAAAAGGGACAGGAUGGCUCCACUUGGCACUGUUUAUAGUUUAGCCAGCUGCCUGGCUCCGCGCAGCUACUGGAAGAGUCUGCUAGUUCUCUGCUGCCCUUAAGCACAGGGGGCUCCACAUGCCACCAC
Molecule: messenger RNA, 3690 nt
Organism: Pelodiscus sinensis (Chinese soft-shelled turtle)
Lineage: Eukaryota; Metazoa; Chordata; Testudines; Trionychidae
Source: RefSeq, a predicted model, not a curated record